UAAAGAUAUAAGAUGGCUGAUAUUCCAAAAUCCGUGGUACAGAAGCUUGUCUUCUUCACAGCUGCAAUGAUUGCGUUCCCAUUGGUGGCGUUUUUCUUGUGUCAAUAUUUAUUCAACAACAACGCUAUUGUCAGUGGAGGAAUUGCUGCUCUUAUAGCUAAUGUUGUUUUGAUUGGUUAUGUAGUUGCUGCAUUCACUGAAGAUACCACUCAAUACGAUGAAAAGAAACACGAAUAGUCGUUAUACUAAUAAAAUUGAUAUGUAUAU
This is a messenger RNA of [Candida] anglica, 267 nucleotides long. Lineage: Eukaryota; Fungi; Ascomycota; Pichiomycetes; Serinales; Debaryomycetaceae. The record is from the annotation of a GenBank genome assembly.